Messenger RNA from Daucus carota subsp. sativus, 2435 nucleotides. RefSeq lists its product as uncharacterized. Lineage: Eukaryota; Viridiplantae; Streptophyta; Magnoliopsida; Apiales; Apiaceae. Bases 1068 to 2099 code for a protein of 343 amino acids. The record is from RefSeq and is a predicted model, not a curated record. The transcript is spliced from 6 exons.
UUCAUUUUCUGCAGGGUGUCAAUUUUUUGACAUAAAUUGAAGAAGUCAUGACUGAAAUAAGUAUUAAUAAAAUAUAUAAACACCUGUUGCCGUGGAGACCGGAGAGUACAAGCUUGAUCGAUCUUAUUUUUCUCUAAUGGAAAUUAACAAAAAUUCAAAUAGAAAUCUUUCGUAUUAAUUGUUUGAGAUGGUAAAGAACCAGUUUCUUAAUUUGCACAGUUUUAGAUUCAGAAAUUAUACAACUACCAAUGUAGGAGUAACAUUUAAAAGUUCACAGAACUUUGAGUAUAAAAUUGUGAAAGGUUCAUCAUCUGUACAUGUGGUCGGAAUCGGAAAGGCAUUUGUGCAGGGCGGAGCGUAAUAGGGACCAGAAGGCCGGUCCUGAUGAAGUCCCUAUAAUAUUAUUUUAUAUUGUAAAUAUAGUAAAAAUUAUAUAAUUUUAAUUUUUAUUCCCUGUCAAGUAUUAAAUUUGUAAUAUAUAGGAUUUGUUUCUUUUUAAAUCAUACUAUAAUAAAUGAAUUUCGGGUUUUAAAAUAUCUAGGAUGUUAUUUUGAUUUAUAUUAUACGUAAAUUAUUUUUUAUUUUCAUUUUUAUAUAAAUAUGUUGUUCUAUUAUUAUAUUGAUCGGCCAGGUCUGUUUUGGUCCCGGCUUAUAUUCAAUGCUGAGUUCCUGACUGUCGUCAGUGUCAGCUACUUGGUCUUUAUAUACUCCAUGCAUAUUGCGAUCUGUAGCAGCCGUGGAAACCAAGGAAGAAAGCGCCAUUGAUAUGUACAAUAUUGUACAAGGUGUAACAUACUAUGUCGAAACAGCUAACAUUUUGGACCAAGACAGAAAAAUGGUGUAACAUGGCGUUUUUCGACGACCAGAAAAAGCUAGAAAACGAGCACAACACAUGAAUAUAAAGAAGAUGAUAUAACAGCAAUAUUUGGUCCAUGCAAAUUUGAAUUUUUCAAUCAAAGGAGCACUACCUUGACCAAGUCUAUAGCCAUAAUUUUCUCCAUCAUACGCCACAAUAUUAAACUUAAAAUUAAUUUUUGCUUGUUCCUUUUUUGACCCUCUGAUUUUUGAUGGAGAGCUCAAGAGCAAGUUCCCAGGACAUAUUGGCUGUAAAGGCACCGAAGAAAUCUCCAUUACUACUGAGAACGACGGUGGUAAUAUUUGCAGUGUUUUGUGGAUUAUAUAUGUUCUCGAUUUGUAUUAAGCAAACUCGAUUUUCCACAGCAUCGAGAUUAUUAGACAUUCGAGUGAAUUAUGAUCAGCCUUGCAACACAUCUGUGUUACAAGAAAAGGAACUUCCUUAUUUGCAUUUGCCUAAGCCCAAAAGUUUUACAAGGAAGGAAUGUGCCUGCAAUCCUGUACGGUUCUUUGUUAUCUUAUCGAUGCAGAGAUCAGGGAGUGGAUGGUUCGAGACUCUGCUCAACAGUCACAUUAACAUAAGCUCCAAUGGAGAAAUCUUCGGUAACAAAGAUCGGAGGAGUAAUGCCUCUACAAUUGUACAGGUCUUGGAUCAAGUUUAUAAUCUGGACUGGUUGUCGAGUGCAUCGAAGAACGAAUGCUCUGCAGCAGUUGGCUUUAAAUGGAUGCUCAAUCAAGGGGCAAUAGCAAAUCAUAAAGAGGUUGUAGAGUACUUCAACAGAAGAGGUGUCUCUGCAAUAUUUCUAUUCAGGAGGAAUCUACUUCGGAGAAUGAUAUCAAUGGAUGCAAAUGCUUAUGACAAAAGUGUCAAAUUAUUAAACGGAACUCACAAGUCUCACGUACAUUCACCUAAAGAGGCUCAAAUACUAGCGCAAUAUAAGCCAAAACUCAACACAACAGACCUUGUUUCCAAUCUAAAGGAGGUACAAGGAACCGCUAGACGUGGUUUGGAAUUGUUCAAGAGUACGAGGCAUAUUGUUCUGUAUUAUGAAGACAUUGUCAGCAACCGCACUAAACUAGUAGAUGUUCUAGAGUUUCUAAAAGUACCAUACAGAGAGCUCACGAGCCGUCAGGUGAAGAUACAUAGUGGCCCUUUGUCUCAACACAUAUCAAACUGGGAGGAUGUGAAGAAAGCCCUCAAGGGGACAUCUUUUGAGAGCUAUCUCAAAGAAGACUAUAAGUAGUCUCAGCAUGUAAAUAGCCAUCUAGCUCAUAUCAUGAGACUUUGCUAUAAAGGAAAUCACUGAGGGAGUGAUACUGAGACAGAACAGUACAAGAAACGGAAGCUGGAUCAGCUGCAACACUGGACACUUCAGAAGCUUCAACCUUCUGAAUUUCCAUCGAAAUUCAGAUAAUUAGUUUUAUUUCUCUUGGCUAUUCAUGUACAGUUGAUCUCAUAAUUAUUCAAAAUGUAAGGCUAGGCCAAAGUAUGUGAGCAGCGAGAUUUGUAUAUUCAUCCCAUGAGUGAUGUCUUUCUUCCAAAAUUUUUGGAGUUCGCGAGUCAAAGCUUCUGAUUUACA